AUGUUGCGACUCGGAGAAAAGCCUGUCGUGCUGCGUGUCCGACUCCCUCCACCAGUGCUAGCGAACACCAGAACAAUGUUUAUCCGCUCUAUGUCACCUUCGCCGACAUGGAAAGCGGGUCAAGGGGUCUCGGAGGAGCAGUCGUCGUGGAGAAAGGCCAUUGAUGGACCACGCAAGUCGUGGAACCUGGAGGAGAUACCGUCAACAGACGUAUACAAACUGCUGACCUCCGCCAUUGUCCCUCGUCCUAUUGCUCUCACAUCGUCCUUAUCACCAGAUGGCGUACUCAAUCUGGCACCAUUUAGCUACUUCUCCAUGGUAUCUUCCAACCCUCCGAUGCUCAGCAUCUCAUUUAGUUUAUCGUCAAGACGAAAGAAAGACACCCGGGAGAAUGUCCUAGCUACCAAGGAAUUCACUGUCAACAUAAUCAGCCAAGCUUUUGUCGAGGCAGCCAACAUCACUUCGGUAGAGUCAUCUGAAGCUGAUGAAUGGGUUCUCAGUGGGUUAAUCUAUGGAACCGAGUACGCAGGUCAAGCCGGCACGAGUGAAAGAGAGCGCAUUCUCCAUGGAGUGCGAGGUGCGCUUUAUUCCUAUCAGGACAUCACGCCUGUCGGGGCCACUGAGCCGACGGCGACUGUUGUGCUGGGAUUGAUACGAUAUGCCCACGCCAUGGAAUCGGUUCUGGAUAGCGAUGGCACUAGAGUUGACCCCGAUAAAUUGCAAGUGGUCGCUCGCAUGGGAGGCGAGACGUACAGCAAAGUCGUGGAGGGAUUUGAUAUUGCUCGCCCAAAGUGGAAGGAUCUCAAUGCGGUGUACCUUGAUUUGUUGGGGAAGAAGAAAGAUAGAUAA
Desarmillaria tabescens is the source of this 849-nucleotide messenger RNA. RefSeq lists its product as uncharacterized. The transcript has 5 exons. Bases 1 to 849 code for a protein of 282 amino acids. Lineage: Eukaryota; Fungi; Basidiomycota; Agaricomycetes; Agaricales; Physalacriaceae. Gene Ontology annotation, molecular function: FMN binding. The record is from RefSeq and is a predicted model, not a curated record.